AUGGUUCCGGAAGUCAAGCCGCUUAUGAAAGAAUCACUCAGCGACAGCAGUUAUUCGAGUAAAGGCAAUGAUUCAUCAAGUCCUGAAUUAAAAGAAGAAAUAUUAAAGGAGUUUCCAUCUGCCGAAAUAAGCGCAAUAAAAAUCGUACCAGACGAUUUGCAGGAAAUUAAAUCGACUCUUACAGAAUGGUUCGACUUGAAAAUCAACGUAAUAUUCACAACAGGCAAUCUACCAGACAUGAUCUUUGCUAUGAUUAUCAGUAGCUUGAAGAUCAAUCCAAUGGCGAUGCUCUCCAGACCCUUGAGCUAUAUUAAAGACAACACGAUGAUAGUAAAUCUGCCGGGAAGCCCCGAAAUGAUUUCGGAAUGCUUCGGUAUCAUCAAGGAAGCCUUACCCCGCGCUUUGGAGCUCCUAACAGAACAGAAGAAAUCUGUGGUUUCUGGUCACGGAGCCAUGCAAAGCGACUCAGGAGCAUCCGUUGUCCCAACCACCAGCCCUAGUAAGGUGAAACUGGCUUCAUUAAGAAAAUACCGCUACCCUAUUAUCGAUGUUGAAUAUGCUUCUGCUAUUCUGCUUCUGCGGUUAAUUAUUAAGGAUAUUUGUUUUGAUAAAGAGGAAACCACAGAAACGGUGCCUUUGGAGAGAUCGCUUAAUCGAAUUGUAGCAGAAGAUAUUCAUGCUGAAGAAUCGAUUCCUUCAUUUGCAACUUCGAUUAUAGAUGGUUACGCUGUUAAAAAGAGCGAUGGCAAAGGAAUACGUGUUGUAAAGAAUGUCACAACUGCAGAAGAUAAGUCAAUCGAUAAGGUUCUGCAGUCAGGCGAAGCGAAAACAAUAUCGAUGGGAGAUCCAAUUCCUGCGGAAGCAGACGCAGUGGUACCAUUGGAAGAUACAUCAGUUGUUGAAUAUUCGAUUGAUGGUUCUGAAGUAAUUAAGGUUGAAAUCAAAAGAGCACCCAACUAUAAUGAAAACAUAAGAAUAAUCGGAAGCGACGUAUCGAAGAAUUCUUUGGUUUUAAAAAAAGGCGAACGUAUCAAACAUUUCUCUCUUGGAGUUUUAGCCAUGUUAGGAAAAACAAAUAUUUUGGUUUAUAAACGCCCUUCUAUAGGAGUCAUAUCAAUUGGCAAUUAUAUUUGUGAACCUAAAGAAGAACUAGCCCCUGGCAAAAUCAGAGAUGCAAAUAGAUUCACCUUAAUUAAUUUGCUUAAAAAUUACCGUUAUAAAUCAAACGAUUGUGGUAUAGCUAAAGACAAUCCUGAUGCAAUAAAGCAAGCUCUUGAACAAAGUUUUACUUGUAACGAUGUUAUUAUAACGAACAGUUCAAUGGGAGAAGUGGACAUGUUGAAACGGGUCCUCGUUGAGGAUUUUCAAGCUACUAUACAUUUUUCCAGAGUAAACAUGAAACCCGGAAAAUACACGACCUUUGCGACACUUAUGUAUAAUGAAACAUGGAAAAUGGUGUUUGGCAUAACGGUCAGCGACAGCAGUUAUGCGGGUAAAGGCAAUGAUUCAUCAAGUCCUAAAUUAAAAGAAGAAAUAUUAAAGGAGUUUCCAUCGGCCGAAAUAAUCGCAAUAAAAAUCGUACCAGACGAUUUGCAGGAAAUUAAAUCGACUCUAACAGAAUGGUUCGACUUGAAAAUUAACGUAAUAUUCAUAACAGGCAAUUUACCAGACAUGAUCUUUGCUAUGAUCACCAGUAGCUUGAAGAUCAUUCCAAUUGCGAUGCUCUCCAGACCCUUGAGCGGUAUUAGAGACAACACGAUGAUAGUAAAUCUGCCGGGAAGCCCCGAAAUGGUUUCGGAAUGCUUCGGUAUUAUCAAGGAAGCCUUACCCCUCGCUUUGGAGCUCCUAACAGAACAAAACAAAUCUGUGGUUUCUGGUCACGGAGCCAUUCUGAGCGACUCAGGAGCAUCCGUUGUCCCAACCACCAGCCUUAGUAAGGUGAAACUGGCUCCAUUAAGAAAAUACUGCUACCCUAUUAUCGAUAUUAAAGUUGCUUCUGCUAUUAUUAAGGAUAUUUGUUCUGAUGAAGAGGAAACCACAGAAACGGUGCCUUUGGAGAGAUCGCCUAAUCGAAUUGCAGCAGAAGAUUUUCGUGCUGAAGAAUCGAUUCCUUUAUUUGUAACUUCGAUUAUAGAUGGUUACGCUGUUAAAAGGAGCUAUGGCGGAGGAAUACGUGUUGUAAAGAAUGUCGCAACUGCAGGAGAUAAGCCAAUCGAUGAAGUUCUGCAGUCAGGCGAAGCGAUAAGAAUAUCGAUGGGAGAUCCAAUUCCUGCGGGAGCAGACGCAGUGGUACCAGUGAAAGAUACAUCAGUUGUUGAAUAUUCGAUUGAAGUAAUUAAGGUGAAAAUCAAAAGAACACCCGACUACAAUGAAAACAUAAGUCCUGAUGCAAUAAAGCAAGCUCUUGAACAAAGUUUUACUUGUAACGAUGUUAUUAUAACGAACAGUUCAAUGGGAGAAUUGGACAUGUUGAAACGGGUCCUCGUUGAGGAUUUUCAAGCUACUAUACAUUUUUGCAGGAUAGACAUGAAACCCGGCCCCUCCCCUAGCGGAAACGCUACCAUCAAACCCCCCACUAAACCCACCUUUUCCUUCGUCGUAAAGAACAUCGACACCGACGUUACUGACGAAGAAUUCCAAUCCGCUCUGAAAGACCAGGAAAUCCCUUUUAAAAAAUCUCCAGAGAAUUAUCUCCAAAGCAACCAACCCCCUACCAGACUCUGUUUGCAAAACGGUCAUUCCGCUAGCGAAUGCUCCAAUAAAAUCACUUGCCCUACCUAUGGUGAAAACCACAACAAAACCUCCUGCCCCAAAAUCCAAACCCUCAAAUGCUCCUACUGCCAGAGCGACCACCCCGCCUAUUCCACUAGAUGUCCCGAAAGACAAAAAGUCCCAGAAAUACCCGAACAAGUCGCCCCAGUUUUCCCCCCAAAACCCGUUUCCCCCUAUGAACUCACCACCGAUGUAAAACUUACCAUUCAAAUAACCACCACCCUCCUCAUGAAUGUCCUCCCUAAUAACCGCGAGCUGAUUAUUAAAACAAUCGGCUUGAUCAUCCUGAUCCUUUUCGGCCACUCCUAUAUAAUAACAGGUAGUGUCAGCGACAGUAGUUAUGCGGGUAAAGGCAAUGAUUCAUCAAGUCCUGAAUUAAAAGAAGAAAUAUUAAAGGAGUUUCCAUCGGCCGAAAUAAGCGCAAUAAAAAUCGUACCAGUGGAUAUGCAGGAAAUUAAAUCGACUCUAACAGAAUGGUUCGACUUGAAAAUCAACGUAAUAUUCAUAACAGGCAAUUUACCAGACAUAAUCUUUGCUAUGAUUAUCAGUAGCUUGAAGAUCAAUCCAAUGGCGAUGCUCUCCAGACCCUUGAGCUAUAUUAAAGACAACACGAUGAUAGUAAAUCUGCCGGGAAGCCCCGAAAUGGUGAAACUGGCUCCAUUAAGAAAAUACUGCUACCCUAUUAUCGAUGUUGAAGUUGCUUCUGCUAUUAUUAAGGAUAUUUGUUCUGAUAAAGAGGAAACCACAGAAACGGUGCCUUUGGAGAGAUCGCUUAAUCGAAUUGUAGCAGAAGAUUUUUGUGCUGAAGAAUCGAUUCCUUCAUUUGCAACUUCGAUUAUAGAUGGUUACGCGGUUAAAAGGAGCGAUGGGAAAGGAAUACGUGUUGUGAAGAAUGUCGCAACUGCAGGAGAUAAUCCAAUCGAUGAAGUUCUGAAGUCAGGCGAAGCGAAAAGAAUAUCGAUGGGAGAUCCAAUUCCUGCGGGAGCAGACGCAGUGGUACCAGUGGAAGAUACAUCAGUAGAUAAAUAUUCGAUUGAUGGUUCUAAAGUAAUUAAGGUGGAAAUCAAAAGAGCACCCAACUAUAAUGGAAACAUAAGAGGAAUCGGAAGCGACGUAUCGAAGAAUUCUUUGGUUUUAAAAAAAGGCGAACGUAUCAAACAUUUCUCUCUUGGAGUUUUAGCCAUGUUAGGAAAAACAAAUAUUUUGGUUUAUAAACGCCCUUCUAUAGGAAUCAUAUCAAUUGGCAAUUAUAUUUGUGAACCUAAAGAAGAACUAGCCCCUGGCAAAAUCAGAGAUGCAAAUAGAUUCACCUUAAUUAAUUUGCUUAAAAAAUACCGUUAUAAAUCAAACGAUUGUGGUAUAGCUAAAGACAAUCCUGAUGCAAUAAAGCAAGCUCUUGAACAAAGUUUUACUCGUAACGAUGUUAUUAUAACGAACAGUUCAAUGGGAGAAUUGGACAUGUUGAAACGGGUUCUCGUCGAGGAUUUUCAAGCUACUAUACAUUUUUGCAGGAUAAAGAUGAAACCCGGCGACAGCAGUUAUUCGGGUAAAGGCAAUGAUUCAUCAAGUCCUAAAUUAAAAGAAGAAAUAUUAAAGGAGUUUUCAUCUGCCGAAAUAAUCGCAAUAAAAAUCGUACCAGUGGAUAUGCAGGAAAUUAAAUCGACUCUAACAGAAUGGUUUGACUUGAAAAUCAACGUAAUAUUCACAACAGGCAAUUUACCAGACAUCAUCUUUGCUAUGAUCACCAGUAGCUUGAAGAACAUUCCAAUUGCGAUGCUCUCCAGACCCUUGAGCUAUAUUAAAGACAACACGAUGAUAGUUAAUCUGCCGGGAAGCCCUGAAAUGGUUUCGGAAUGCUUCGGUAUCAUCAAGGAAGCCUUACCCCUCGCUUUGGAGCUCCUAACUGAACAAAAAAAAUCUGUGGUUUCUGGUCACGGAGCCAUUCUGAGCGACUCUGGAGCAUCCGUUUUCCCAACCACCAGCCUUAGUAAGGUGAAACUGGCUCCAUUAAGAAAAUACCGCUACCCUAUUAUCGAUAUUAAAGUUGCUUAUGGUAUUAUUAAUGAUAUUUGUUCUGAUGAAGAGGAAACCACAGAAACGGUGCCUUUGGAGAGAUCGCUUAAUCGAAUUGUAGCAGAAGAUUUUCGUGCUGAAGAAUCGAUUCCUUCAUUUCCAACUUCGAUUAUAGAUGGUUACGCUGUUAAAUGGAGCCGUUGCAAAGGAAUACGUGUUGUGAAGAAUGUCGCAACUGCAGGAGAUAAGCCAAUCGAUGAAGUUCUGCAGUCAGGCGAAGCGAUAAGAAUAUCGAUGGGAGAACCAAUUCCUGCGGAAGCAGACGCAGUGGUACCAUUGGAAGAUACUUCAGUUGUUGAAUAUUCGAUUGAUGGUUCUGAAGUAAUUAAGGUGGAAAUCAAAAGAGCACCCAACUACAAUGAAAACAUAAGACCAAUCGGAAGCGACGUAUCGAAGAAUUCUUUGGUUUUAAAAAAAGGCGAACGUAUCAAACGCAUCUCUUUAGAAGUUUUAGCCAUGUUAGGAAAAAGUAAUAUUUUGGUUUAUAAACGCCCUUCUAUAGGAGUCAUAUCAAUUGGCAAUGAUAUUUGUGAACCUAAAGAAGAACUAGCCCCUGGCAAAAUCAAAGAUGCAAAUAAAUUCACCUUAAUUAAUUUGCUUAAAAAUUUCCAUUAUGAAGCAAACGAUUGUGGUAUAGCUAAAGACAAUCCUGAUGCAAUAAAGCAAGCUCUUGAACAAAGUUUUACUUGUAACGAUGUUAUUAUUAUAAGCAGUGCAAUGGGAGAAUUGGACAUGUUGAAACGGGUCCUCGUUGAGGAUUUUCAAGCUACUAUACAUUUUUGCAGGAUAAAGAUGAAACCCGGCGACAGCAGUUAUGCGGGUAAAGGCAAUGAUUCAUCAAGUCCUAAAUUAAAAGAAGAAAUAUUAAAGGAGUUUCCAUCGGCCGAAAUAAGCGCAAUAAAAAUCGUACCAGACGAUUUGCAGGAAAUUAAAUCGACUCUAACAGAAUGGUUCGACUUGAAAAUUAACGUAAUAUUCACAACAGGCAAUCUACCAGACAUGAUCUUUGCUAUGAUCACCAGUAGCUUGAAGAUCAUUCCAAUGGCGAUGAUCUCCAGACCCUUGAGCUAUAUUAGAGACAACACGAUGAUAGUAAAUCUGCCGGGAAGCCCUGAAAUGGUUUCGGAAUGCUUCGGUAUCAUCAAGGAAGUCUUACCCCGCGCUUUGGAGCUCCUAACAGAACAAAAAAAAUCUGUGGUUUCUGGUCAUGGAGCCAUGCAAAGCGACUCAGGAGCAUCCGUUGUCCCAACCACCAGCCUUAGUAAGGUGAAACUGGCUCCAUUAAGAAAAUACUACUACCCUAUUAUCGAUGUUGAAUUAGCUUCUGCUAUUAUUGAGGAUGUUUGUUCUGAUGUAGAGGAAACCACAGAAACGGUGCAUUCGGAGAGAUCGUUUAAUCGAAUUGCAGCAGAAGAUUUUCGUGCUGAAGAAUCGAUUCCUUUAUUUGCAACUUCGAUUAUAGAUGGUUACGCUGUUAAAUGGAGCGAUGACAAAGGAAUACGUGUUGUGAAGAAUGUUGCAACUGCAGGAGAUAAUCCAAUCGAUGAAGUUCUGCAGUCAGGCGAAGCGAAAAGAAUAUCGAUGGGAGAUCCAAUUCCUGCGGGAGCAGACGCAGUGGUACCAGUGAAAGAUACUUCAGUUGUUGAAUAUUCGAUUGAUGGUUCUGAAGUAAUUAAGGUGAAAAUCAAAAGAACACCCGACUACAAUGAAAACAUAAGUCCUGAUGCAAUAAAGCAAGCUCUUGAACAAAGUUUUACUUGUAACGAUGUUAUUAUAACGAACAGUUCAAUGGGAGAUUUGGACAUGUUGAAACGGGUUCUCGUCGAAGAUUUUCAAGCUACUAUAUAUUUUUACAGAGUAAACAUGAAAUCCGGAAGCAGCAAGUAUCCAAUGGAUCCAGGUUAUCAUAAAGAUGAUAAGCACAAUGAGAGUGAGGUCAUUAACCAAAAGGAAUACCGCAGCAUGAUUGGCUCACUACUCUACAUAGCAAACAACACACGGCCGGAUAUUUCUGCAUCUGUGGGUAUUCUUUCGCAAAGAGUUUCAAAUCCCAGAUAUAAGGAUUUAACGGAAGUGAAACGGAUUUUCCGUUAUCUAAAUACUACAAAGGAUAAACGCCUUCACAUAGGUAACAUUCAGACUUCAGACAUAAUGAACAUGGUAGUGAACAUUCAUACAGACGCAGACUGGGCGAAUGAUCGGAAGGACCGGAAGUCAAUUACCGGAUUUAUAAUUCAACUUGAAGAUGACCUUCUAGUUUGGUGUUCCAGGAAGCAAUCAAUAGUCGCUCUUUCGUCGAUCGAGUCGGAAUAUGUGGCCAUAGCUGAAUCUUUAAGAGAAUCCAUUUGGAUCGAGCGACUUUUGCAGGAUCUUGGCGUUGUGAUUGAACGUCCUUGGAUUUGUUUUGAAGAUAAUCAAAGUAGCAUCGCUGAAGCUUAUCAUGGCGGACUUAGUAAAAGACUGAAACACGUAGACAUGAAAUAUAACUUCGUCAAGAAAUUAGUAGAAGAUGAGAUAGUGGAAUUGAAGUAUAAAGAAAGUGGUGAUAUGUUGGCGGAUAUGUUGACCAAGCCAUUGACAGGAGAAACUAUUAAGAGGUUCAGUGACAUUGAGCCUAAUGAAUAA
Molecule: messenger RNA, 7470 nt
Organism: Phyllotreta striolata
Lineage: Eukaryota; Metazoa; Arthropoda; Insecta; Coleoptera; Chrysomelidae
Source: the annotation of a GenBank genome assembly